CGACGUCGCUCCGCGCUUGCCGUCAGUACGCGCCGACUUCUGACCCGCGCGAUCGCACGCUCUACGGACUCAUAUCCACGACCGUUGUGCGCACAAUGUUUACAAUCUGCCUAGCGUUCCGGCGAAAAGAUAACAGAAAGCGACAGUGCUAAAAUAAAAGUGCCUAAUUAAAUUGUGAUCUGUGAAAAGUGAAGCGCAUUACUGUCGCGUAUGAGCAUUUUAUCUCCAGUCGUAGUGUAAAAGUGCAACGGCCGAAAUAAAGGACACGCCGUGAUGACGUUCUCUGGAAACAUGAAGGAGAGCAAGUCUCGGACCGUCAAAGACACAUGGGAGUCAGAGCUAGGCUAUGGGUGGUCUCGGAGUGGACAACGACGAUGCGCGCGUCACCGAGCACCGGAGUCAACGAUGUCGGUGGGUAGCGACAUCCGCUUCACAAGACGCAAGCUAAGCCGUUCAUGCCGGGGAUGCUGCGCUGCUAUCGCCUCGCUGUUGGUGUUACUUCUCCUGGCUGCAGUUGCUACCUACCUUGGACAUCUAUAUUUGUUCGGAGACCCAUUAAACCGACAAACAUUCCGAGGAUCAUUCAUUGUGAACUUUGGGGCAGAGAACGAGAGAGUCAAAGACCUCGAACCAAAGAGCAAUAACACCAGGGAACGAUACCUGCGACAAGCACUCUUCAAUUUAUAUCAAAACUCAGAACUCAGAUCUUGUUUUGUGAGCGAUGAAAUUCUUGCAUUGGACAGUACUGAGGACGGAAUGCGAGUGCACUUUGAAGUGUCUUUCGAGCCGAUCUUUACAGCAGUAAGCACAAGCGAGGUGAAGGCGGUGCUUGCUCGAGAGAUCAACGCUCCUGCUGGUCAUUUAAAUGUCACUGUGAUGCCAGACACCCUACACAUUGAGGAAAACUCGGCAAUAUCGUCUCUAGAGCUAAAAGAAAGUGAAAUAACUAUAGUGGAUGUUACAACAACGGAAGAGACAGUGGCAGAAGUACAGGAGGAAUUACGCGAAUGUUUGGCAGUCAGUUUGCCAUUGUGUUCCUAUCUGCCAUAUAAUUUGACUUCUUAUCCAAAUCUUGUGGGACACGCAAACAAAGAGGCACUAUUGAGGGAUCUGGUCGCCUUCAGAGAACUCCUUGAUGCGGAAUGCUCACAUCUAGCGCAGGAUUUCGUUUGUCAAAUGUUACAACCGCGAUGCGUUGAUGAUCGCCUGGUGCGGCCGUGUCGCGCUUAUUGCCGAGCUUUCCACGCGGGCUGCGGCGCCCGCUUGCCUGACAGACUACGUCCACAUUUCGAUUGCACGCGGUUUCCUAAUUAUUUUGGACCCGGCUCCUGUGCACCAGAACCAGAUUGUAGCGGAGGUCUUCAGCGUUUGGCAUUAUCGCGUCGAGCAUGUGACGGCGUGCCGGACUGCGCGGGCGCGGAGGACGAGCGCGGCUGUUCGCACUGCGGGGGCGGUGGUGGCGGCCUGCGGUGCGCACUACACGCCCGCUGCCUGCCCGCACACCUCAGAUGUGACGGCACCCCGGACUGUCCCGACGGCAGCGACGAAACUGGAUGUUUGUGGAUUUCUCGCUCAUUAGCAUCAUGGAGACGAGAAAAUGCAGAAACUACAUUAGGUGCGGUCCGCAGCCGUGCUGGUUAUGCGGUUUGGGCCGAACGUGGUCGUGACGGAAAAAUAUGCGCCGCCCCCUACGAGAACGACAAGCGAGCCCUCGCCAGCGUCGCCACAUCACUCUGUAGGGCGCUAACAUUUAGGGCAGCAUCAAGCGCAGAGGCCGUACUUGAUAGUGAAGAAGAAAUUGAAAACGAGACCACGACUGAAAAUAUUGUGAAUAAAAAGGAGACGCCGGAGUAUGUUGAAGUAGUAGAUCCCUUCGCACCUGAAAUAUCGUUCGUCAAAAGCGAAUGCCCACAGCGUAAAGUCAUUCGAGUAACUUGUGAUCAGUUAGAUUGUGGAAUUGCAUCAGCGCGAGGUGAUCGUGCUAGGAAGGGCGUGGAAGGUCUGUCUCGGUCAGCACUGCCCGGCGACUGGCCGUGGCAUGCGGCUCUAUUAAGAUCUCACAUUCAUGCGUGUGACGCUACACUUAUUCAUCCGUCGUGGCUUAUUACUACUGCGUCUUGUUUUCAAGGUCAGCCCAAAGCUGAAUGGACGGCUAGACUAGGAACUGUGAGAAUACAGAGCACUACACCAUGGCAACAAGAGCAACGUAUUGUGGGCAUGGUACGGUCGCCUGUAGAAGGAAGUAUGUUAGCGUUGCUUCGACUUGAAGAGUCCGUUGAAAUGACCGAUUUCGUACGACCACUGUGUCUGCCGGAAGAUGACUCCAGUAGCAGUAACAGUAGUGUAUGUAAUACGCUUGGUUGGACGAGGAACCGAGACCAAUUACAAAGAGUACAUGUUGUUUCUAGUCCUAUGAACACGUGUGAAAAUGUUAGUAUAGCUACCGUCAAUGGUAUCUGUGCUGAGCCUCUAUAUGACGAAGAUGACUGUGAUGAAGAAGAAUAUGCAGGCAGUUCAAUGAUGUGCUUCGAUCAGAAAAACAAACGAUGGUCAUUGACAGGUGUUAGUGGUUGGCGGAUAGCAUGUUCGAAAAUAGGACUCGGAAGACCCCGCAUCUAUGACGCCGUCGCCUCGCAUGUUGACUGGAUUCGACGAACAAUUUCUAACUCCGCAAGGUGACUGAAUUUUCAAGUCACUUGAAUUUCAACAAAGACUGCAAUGGAUAGACACCAUUAUUUCGAUCGUGUAACAGUUGUACAUGAUAAAAAUUUGUUAUUGAUGCAAAUAAUGUACUUAUUUAAUAAAAUUUUAUUAUACUGCUAUUAAUAAUUUGUUAAAAUAACAAGAUGUGGGGAUGAUCAUAAAAUAUAAUUAGUUUUUUCAGCCACAUCAAAAAGUAAAUCAACUAUGAUAUUGUGUAACAGAC
Achroia grisella is the source of this 2926-nucleotide messenger RNA. RefSeq names its product atrial natriuretic peptide-converting enzyme. The transcript has 12 exons. Gene Ontology annotation, biological process: proteolysis. Bases 274 to 2679 code for a protein of 801 amino acids. NCBI's taxonomy places the organism in Eukaryota, Metazoa, Arthropoda, Insecta, Lepidoptera, Pyralidae. Gene Ontology annotation, molecular function: serine-type endopeptidase activity; protein binding. The record is from RefSeq and is a predicted model, not a curated record.